CCGCUCCGCCACCCGCCGCCCCCGCUGGAGCCGCCGCCGGGACCAUGGAGGUCGUGGAGGCCAGCACCCUUCAGCAGGAGAGGCUGCAGGCCAUCGCGGAGAAGCGGAAGCGGCAGACGGAGAUCGAGAACAAAAGGCGGCAGCUCGAGGAUGACAGGCGGCAGCUGCAGCAUCUCAAGUCCAAGGCUCUGCGGGAGAGAUGGCUCCUGGAGGGGGCCCCAGCUUCUGCCUCCGAGGAGGAAGAGGCCAUGAAGAAACAGAUGCAGGAGGAUGAGGUGAAGACCAAGGAGCUGGAGGAAACCAUCCAGAGGCUGGAGAAGGAGCUGGAGAUGCUGGAGAACAGCAGCUCAGUGGCUUCGACCAAGGAGAACCUGGCAGAGGCAGCAGCCAAGGAGGAGAAGAAGGCUGAGGCUGUCCCCAACACGCAGAAGAGUCCUCUGGGCACAGUUAAGGCAGACAAGAGGGUGUCCAGCAGCCCCAUGAAGGCAGUGGAAGGCAGUGAAAUGAUGAAGGCGGCCAUGUACUCGGUGGAGAUCACAGUGGAGAAGGACAGAGUGACAGGGGAGACCAAGGUCCUGUCCAGCACCACCAUGCUCCCCCAGAACCACUGUCUGCAGGGGGUCAAGGUGUACGAGGACGAGCUGAAAGUGGUGCACGCGGUGAGCGCCGAGGACGGCGCCCUGCAGAACGGGGCUCACCCCCUCAGCUCCUCCGAGGUGGACGAGCUCCUGCACAAGGCGGACGAGGCCACCCUGAGCGAGGCCGCCGGGCGCCAGACCCCGGCCAAGGGCGGCGGCAGCGCCCCGGGCAGCCAGAAGCCGACGCCGCGGCGGGAGAUCACGGGGCUGCAGGCGAAGGUGCCGCCGGGCGAGGGGACGGAGCCCGGCCAGGAGCAACCCGUCACCAUGAUCUUCAUGGGCUACCAGAACGUGGAGGAUGAGAACGAGACCAAGAAGGUGCUGGGGCUGGAGGGCACCAUCAAGGCAGAGCUGGUGGUGAUCGAGGAUGCCGAGAGCAAGCCGGAGCCGGCACACAAGGACCACACGCCGCCCAACGGCACCGCCCUGGAGCCGGCGGCCGCCCAGCCGCUGGGCGAGGAGAAGCCGGGUGCCAACGCCACAGAUGCCAAGGAGGCCGAGCAGGAGACAGACGUGAAGAAGCAGCGCUGCAAGUGCUGCACGGUGAUGUGAGCCCCCGCCGAGCCCCCUCCGCCCCGGCCCCCGCUCGCCAGGCCCGGCACGGACACGGAGCCUCUUUCUGCAGAACCGGGGCGCUCCAGCGCGGUGCCAACGGGGCCGCAGCGGGCAGCGGCGGGCAACGCUCGCCCCAUCUGCCCGAUGCCGGCCCCGUGCCGCCCCCACCAGCGCUGCCCGUGGUAUUUAUUAGUGACCCCCUCGCCCCACCACGGCCCGGCCUCGUCCCCACCUGCCACCGGCACCGGGGCCUUUCCCUCUGUCACCGACGCUGUCCCGCCGGGCAGGGGGUCGGAGGACGACGCCGUGUCCGUAGAUGACUCCCCGGGAGCCGCCACCAGCGGGACCCACCCUCGGGCGAGCCCACGGUGGGCACGGGAGCCGGCCCUGUGCCAGCCCCUCCCUCCGUGCCUCCAUUGGCCCCUUCUCCAGCGGGGAAAGGCCUGGCUCUGCUGGCCGCUGCCUGCCCACGGGCAUCUCUGCUCCAUCUCCUGUCCCCAUCCCUGUGGUCCUCAAGCCCUUGGGGACAGAGCGUGUCCAGGCAAGGGAAGGGCAUCGAGGGCAGCGUCCGUCCCCUCCCUGGUACUCGGCUGGGGUAAUGGCCGGGGCCACCGGGGCUCCUGCAGGGUCACCCAGCCUGGCCCCAGGCCUGCUCUGCUCCUCCUGCAGGGUCACCCAGCCUGGCCCCAGGCCUGCUCUGCUCCUCCCGGGCUCAGCCCCACAUGUUGGAGCCCCUCACUCUGGUGCUGGCAGUGACAGCCAUUCCUCUGCCUCGGCUGCCAGCUGGUGCCACCGGGCUGUGCCAGCUGAGGGGGCUGCACUGUGCUGUGGCCAGUGCCCGUGUCCUCCUGGGGCAACUCGGGGGGCCCAGUGUUGUGGGGCAGGAAUGGGGUGGGGGUCCUGUGUUUCCUCGUGGCAGCAGGAGCGUGGCCCAGCGUCCUGUCCCCUUCCUGCCUCUGCCACUCAGCAGCAGCAGCUUUGCAGAGCCACGUUCUGGGGUCCCGGGCUGCAGCUUUGGGUCCCCCAGGGGGGGUGGGGCAGCCCAGUUCACCCCAGUAGUGGCACUGGGAGCUUCCAGGUGUCCCACAGAGAGCAGCCUCCCUGCUGCCCCACCCUGCACCCCAGCCCUUCAGUGGGGAUUUCACCACCAGCACCAGCGUUUUCUCCCCACUGACACCAGCUGGGGAACGCAGGGGGGCCCCAUGGUUUUUGCUCCCCUGUGCCCACAUCAGCUGGCCCUGAGCUGCAGCAGCUACGCUGGCAGUGCCUGUCCAGGAGCUUUGGGCAGGGUGCAGCCACUAGUGAGGGUUCCUUCUGCUGUGAGGCUGGGCAAGUCCCCUGGGAUCCCCCAAAACCUGUGGGGAGCAGCAUCCAAGCUGCCCAGCCCAGCAGGACACCGGUGGUCGAGCAGCCAGGGAUGGGACUCAGCUCCCCCAAGGAUGGGCUUUCCUUCCCCCCACUCCCCUUGUGUGAGCAGUGACACCCCCUGUCCCCAUGACAUCCCAGUUGUCCCCCAGUUCCCACCCUGGCUGCAGGUUUCACCCCAGUAGGGUCAUUGCAGGGCUGAGGGGGGCAGGGCUCAUGGUGCCACCCCUGUCCUGAGCCCUGGCCAGGCACCCACAGCCCCUGGCUGAGGCAGGGCUGGGGAAGGGGGGCUUUGGGAGGGCACUGCCAGGGGAGGGGGGGGCUUCUCCUGUCCCACCCGCUGCUGGGCAUCGCUGGAGCCCCAUUGCUGCAGAGCAGGGCAUGGGCUGGGUGCCACAGGGCAUCGUCCUGGGGGGAAUGUCACCUCUUGCCACCCCACAUCAGGGGCCAACACCACCCACCCCACCCCACCCUGGGCCCUGCGAUCCCCCCAGACCCAAGCUGGGGCUCCCUCCCCCCUUGGCACCCCCUGCCCCUCGGUUGGCUUUGACCUCCAGCCCAGCCCGGCCCCGGGGGCGGUGGGGAGCAGGUCCAGCCCCCCGGGCCGGGGCUGGGGUGUGAGAGGAGCGGGGGGUGGGCCUGGCAUCGUCCCCACGCGGUCCCACAGCCCCCUGACCCCCCCAGCUCCGCUGAAGUGCACUUCCCGUGCCCCUGAGCUUUUCACUUGUGCCGAAGCCGUUUGAAUUCCCUUCCCUUUCCCAUCCCACCCCCCCCCCUCCACCGUUGUUUGUAAAACACCCAAACCGAGCAAAUAAACUGUGUGAACAACCA
This is a messenger RNA of Lonchura striata (white-rumped munia), 3389 nucleotides long. RefSeq names its product paralemmin (gene PALM). Gene Ontology annotation, cellular component: plasma membrane. Lineage: Eukaryota; Metazoa; Chordata; Aves; Passeriformes; Estrildidae. Gene Ontology annotation, biological process: regulation of cell shape. The record is from RefSeq and is a predicted model, not a curated record.